AUUGCAAAGGGUAAACAAGACAUUAAAUUUGGAAUUUUACACAAAAAAAUGUUAAAAAUUAGGAGUAAAUACAAUCUAAUAAGGAAUUGUUGUAAUAUAACAAGCAUCGCAAAUCCCGUGUAUUCCGAUCGUGAGAGUUGCACAAAGAGUCAUGCUAAUGAUGUUCCAAAAAAAGAAUUCGUGAACUUCGACUGGAUGAAUCGACAGAGACGUGAUGAAGCGAGAAGGAGUGUUUUGGUGCAAGUCAAUUCAGAAAAGUCGUUCGAUGAGUUACAACUAUAUUGUAAUCCGAUAGCGAAAAUCCGGUCCGCUCAUCAUUACACAGUCGCUCAAGACUCGCAUUACAUCCUGCUGGAGCUCGAGAGUGCCAAAGAAGCAGAUGCCUUACUGGAUAGUUGUGUUUACAAUGAUGAUUCAAUAAAGCAGGGAAUCCCCACAAAAAGCCAUUUUCUGUGGUUUCGCACUGGACCAACACCAAAAUUACAGCCAGAAAAGCCAGUACCACUUACAUCAUUGAAUGGCAAUAAACUUGUGGACGCGGAACUGCCAAAUUUCCUCGCGGCGGCCGAGAAUGUGGAAGAACAAAUGAAUAUCGUGUAUGAAUCGACAAAAGUGACAGACUUGGGGAUGCGAACACGAUAUUUGGCGGCACAGCAAAUAAUGAGCAGCGUUGAGGGAAUGUUUCCGCAUGCCAUUGCUCAUCCGUUUGGCUCUUCGGUGAAUGGAUUUGGGAAAGUCGGAUGUGAUUUGGACCUGGUGUUGGAACUUAAGCCAGAAAAUGACAAAACAGAUUCAGAAUCCCGACUGGUUUUUCACACAAAAUCAAAUUCGUACACAGUGAGAACGCAAUUGUCCAGCAUAAGUGAUAUUUUGCAAUCCAUUCUGCCGGGUGUCCAUAAUGUGCGUCGAAUUUUGCAAGCGCGCGUCCCUAUUGUGAAGUACAAACACGAAUAUCUCGACUUGGAAGUGGAUUUAUCGAUGAACAAUCUCACGGGCGCUUACAUGUCAGAGCUUUUGUACAUGUUCGGAGAGAUGGAUCAGCGAGUUCGUCCUCUAGUCUUUUGCAUUCGUCGAUGGGCCAAAUCUGCAGGUCUUACGAAUCCCCAGGCACCCGGUCGAUGGAUAACGAAUUUCUCACUAACGAUGCUCGUGAUAUUUUUUCUGCAAUCACACAAAAAUCCCGUUCUGCCAUCCAUAAAUUACCUAAAAACGAAUGCACGACCAUGCGACACCCGAAUUACCGAAAACAUCAACUGCACAUUUUUACGGGACUUGAAUUUAAUGAAAUUCAAAACGAACAAUUCGCAGUCCAUCGAAGAUUUAUUGCUAGAUUUUUUCCAGUUUUAUUCCACUUUUGACUUUAGUAAACGCGGAAUUUCGCUGACCGAAGGUGAAGACAUCACCAAACCCGACCAUUCAGCGAUGCACAUCGUGAAUCCACUCGAACCCGAAUUAAAUAUCAGUAAAAAUGUCUCUCUGGAGGAGAUGGGACGAUUCUGCAUCGAGUGUCGGAAUGCUGUAUGGAUUCUUGAAUCGGAUCAGGAACGAGAGAUGAAAAAGGGGCCCGUUCAACCAUGGGGUCUAAUGAAAUUAUUUAAACUAAACCAAUCAGUGAAUCAACCGAAAAUAUUUAUUCAACCUAGAUUGGUCCAAAUUGCAGAUCUCUUCGAAGAGGAAGAAAACGUUCCUUAUGUUCGGAGGAACUACAAAAAUGAGACUACGAGGAAAACGAUAGAAGAAAUCAAGAAGAAAAAUAAAAAAGAUUUGACUGAAAUAGGAAAAAGAUUCAAUCAACCGCGACAAAGAUAGCAAAACGAAGAAAAUGAGUUAGAAUAAUUUAAUAAACAAAUAAACAGUAAUAAAUAUUUUUUUUUUCAUUUAUUUUGAAA
Messenger RNA from Culicoides brevitarsis, 1889 nucleotides. It is a transcript of the gene MTPAP, whose product is annotated as poly(A) RNA polymerase, mitochondrial. Bases 49 to 1809 code for a protein of 586 amino acids. The record is from RefSeq and is a predicted model, not a curated record. The transcript is spliced from 2 exons. Gene Ontology annotation, molecular function: poly(A) RNA polymerase activity. NCBI's taxonomy places the organism in Eukaryota, Metazoa, Arthropoda, Insecta, Diptera, Ceratopogonidae.